Messenger RNA from Dunckerocampus dactyliophorus (ringed pipefish), 1733 nucleotides. Its product is annotated as KATNB1-like protein 1. Gene Ontology annotation, molecular function: microtubule binding. The transcript has 9 exons. Gene Ontology annotation, cellular component: nucleolus. Bases 753 to 1619 code for a protein of 288 amino acids. Lineage: Eukaryota; Metazoa; Chordata; Actinopteri; Syngnathiformes; Syngnathidae. The record is from RefSeq and is a predicted model, not a curated record.
CAGGUACUUCGUAUGCAGAUAAAAGCUAAGCACUCAAAUUUGUUUCAGGUAAAUAAAUAAAUAAAUUGAACUACAGAGUAUCUGAAAACAAAAGUGAUUUUUAUCUUCUUCUUCAUGUUAUCCUGUUAAUGAGCAAUCUGUAUUAACAUUUAUCCAUCUAUUUUCUAUGCCGCUUAUCCACACGUGGGGGUAUGCUGGACUUCAGGUACACCCUGGACUGGUCACCACCCAAUCGCAGGGCACAUAUAGACAAACAAUCAUUCAGGCUCACAUUCAAAUAGGUCAAAAUAGGUCAAAUCUCUUCAUGCUAAUUUCUCACGAAUGAAUCAGUUCUAAGAGAACCACAGUGUGUUUAAUCGCGCCCCUCCCCCUGAUCAGUGUGGACACAGCGACGCCUCCACACAUCUUGACCAAUGACAUUCGCCUUUAACAUAAAAAAGACAAGGAAAAAAGCUCCCAAUUGGCUCCCAAUGACGCGACCCGGCUCCUGUCGUUCAUUUCAAAGAGCCGGCUCAUAGAGCCGAUUCGUUCGCGACCGACACAUCGCUACCAUACAUGACAUAACCAGGAAAGCAAGUUGGUCCAACUACAUUGCUAGCUAGCUGAAAUUGUGUAUCCGUGUUGAAUGACCCACUAAUUAUUUUUGCUCAUCUAAAAAGUCCAUUUUGCUCAUCUAAAAAGUCCAGAGAAGUUGUAAUUUUGUAACAGUGAGCACUUUUACAUGUCUUUGUUCAUUUUUUUUUUUAAGUAAAAUGGGCUCUAGUGGGGAAGACCAACAUCUUGAAGUAACCGUGCAGCAUGAGUCCACCCAGUACACAGUCAGCUAUUCUCGUGGAGAGAAAAAGGCAGAUUACCCGAAAAAGGAAGAGUUCACCAAAAAGAGCACUCCAGGCAGAGUAAAGCGAGUUGUGUCAUAUAAGAGGAAGACGCGUCAUGUGACGGUGGCUCGGAAGAAGCCGUCUGGCUCAGGCAGGACACAUGACGCAGCAAACAAGGAGAAUAAAAUGACAACAGACAUUCAGCAGGAGAUGUUUGAUAUGGACCCUCGGCAGUUGACAACAAAUGUAAACAGUGACCGCAAUACAGAGAAGACUGGCUUUGAGGAUGCUGACUUCUUAAAACUUACUGAGCCUACAAGUGAUCAUGUCACAAUAACUGAGGUGCUCCUUGGAAGAAACCUGAGAGUCAAAGUGGCCUUAACACUGUGGCAGAGACAUUUUGGAGAGAUGCUAACGUACCUCCUGAGAAUCCAAGAUACUGGUGUUUUUGUCGACAUUCUCCCUCUAAUAAGCAAAAGCCUGGAGGACGAAUCUUCCAGCAUUACCAUCGGCUGUUGUGUGGACCUGUUCCCCUUGGUUCAGAAUGUCCUCAUCAGGCCAUAUGAAGAGUAUGUCAUUGUUGGUUUGAUGUGGCUCAAUUCUGUUUUGAAACGCUGGUGGCAACAGCUUAAAGCAAGUGGCUACACUGGAUCGACUGAACUUCCUUUUGAUAGAAACUUUCAGGUCUUCAAUCAGCAGUUGCUGGAGUUAUGGCAUCAGGAGCCUCAACUAAAGUCUUUUCCUGGAGCUGCUGGGGAACUGGCAAAGGCCAUUGAUUCCUUCCUGUCUCAACUUACUUGACAUCCAUUGAGAGUGAGGAAACAGAAACAGAAAUCCGUACUUUAAGGUUCUGACAUUGUGCAGUUUAAUUUGAUAAUGAGAAAAAAAAAGUGUUAUGAUUGAUUCAAGUUAUGG